Messenger RNA from Emericellopsis cladophorae, 2604 nucleotides. Its product is annotated as Gamma-tubulin complex component-like protein. Gene Ontology annotation, biological process: cytoplasmic microtubule organization; mitotic cell cycle; meiotic cell cycle. The record is from RefSeq and is a predicted model, not a curated record. Gene Ontology annotation, cellular component: centrosome; gamma-tubulin complex; spindle pole. Bases 1 to 2604 code for a protein of 867 amino acids. NCBI's taxonomy places the organism in Eukaryota, Fungi, Ascomycota, Sordariomycetes, Hypocreales, Bionectriaceae. The transcript has a single exon. Gene Ontology annotation, molecular function: microtubule minus-end binding; gamma-tubulin binding.
AUGCAGCAAGAAGAAGAAGCCGGGCCAGACGUAACGGAUGAAGUCUCCUCAGAUCUGGACGACGACCUGUGGACCAGAUCAGCCCCUUACAUCAAGGACACAUCGACUCUCAGAACGUGGGACUCAUACAUAGCGCAAGAUGCAAGCACCAAGCCUCCGCCUCUGAAUUUGACCGAAGCUGGCCCUCAGGCUUUCGAGUCGAUGCUUGCGCGCGGUCAAGUACGUGCGAGCUCGUUCUCCCGGCCCCAUGGUCCCGCUGUUGCCUCGAGCGUAGUGCUGGCUUCGCUUCUAGCAUUGACCGUGGGCAACGAGUCGGCCCUGUUCCAAAGGAGUGAGGAUGGACAACAGUUUUGUGAUGCACUGCCGGAAUUUCGGCUAUAUGGGUUCUCUCCCAGUGCUAUCGGUGCUAUCAAGAAGCGCUGCCUCACCUGUGGCGGGCAAUAUCUGAAGCUCGAUACAUUCGUCAACAAGAUGUACACCAAGGAGAGGUCACGCUGCGCUGUUGCGCUGGCCAGUGCCGUACGCCAGGCACUUCACUCCUUGAAGCAACACACCGUGUCUCGCUGGCAAGGGGGUUCGCUGCUACAACUCCAAGAACUGGUGAGAGCUGUCAUGACCAUACUGGAUCCCCUUCAUCAUCUUGUCAGCACUGUAGAAUUGGCUGGAGGCGACGCGCGGAUCGUGGAAAGCGUGGAGAAGCAGAUGGUUCAAUUCCAAACGGCGCGGGGACUGCUGCCCAAGAUCUGGCAGGAGUUACUCCGAGUGGCAUGCUCGCCUUGGACUGAAUUCCUCGAGGAGUGGAUAGGGACCAGGCCCGAGACUGGCAUCCCCAUGCACAGGACAAAUCUGGGGCAGACCAAGGGAUUCGUCAAGGUCGAAGCAGAGGUUUACACGGACGACUUUGGUGAGGGAUGCGAGGAGGUCGACUUUCGACUCAAGAAGAACCAAGCACCCAGCUUUAUUCCCGACGAUGUGCUGGAAAUGGCAUUCGAGACGGGUCGCAGCCUCCGGUUUCUCUGGGCGUGCCAUCCAGAACAUGCCCUGUCAAAGCCAAAUACGCUGGUCAAGGCCGUGGCACCAGGUAUCGACUGGAAAUUCGAAUGGGACGCGAUCCAAAGACUCGAAGCCCAGGUGAUGGUCUACAAAGAAUCACUGGCGGGAGCAAUUGAGGAAUGUCGCAACUUGGGAGAGCCAUCUUCGGUUCACGAACCGGGGGUGGCCAGAACAACAACGGAAGCUGCUCGCGGUCUUUUCACGCUCGACCCAGAAGAGAUGCAUGAUCGCCUUGCAGCGUCAAUGCAAGACCUAGACAGGCAACCGGCUGCAGAGGACACCCCAACGGUGCUGGAUGAGCUGAUACGUCAACACUUAGACGGCCAAGAGUUUGUACUGGAAGGGAGAUCUGACGACGACAUGCUGCACUGGUCAUUGAUCCCCAAUCUCAGCUUUGGCAGGCUCAUCCAAGCGCAAGCACAAGUUGUCAACCGUGAAGCGCUUCGGGAACUGUUCAAGAGUCACAACCUCCGCAAUCACCUCCGACUGCAGCAUGACUUCCAGCUGUUUGGCAAUGGCGUGUUCUCGAGUCGUCUUGCCCAGGCGCUCUUCGAUCCUGAUCUCGAAAGAGCUGAUAGACAGGCUGGUGUCGCCCGUCAAGGUGACACAAUGGGCCUCCGGCUGGGAGGUCGCGAUACCUGGCCACCGGCGAGCUCAGAGCUGCGACUCGCGCUGCUGGGGGUGCUUGUUGACAGCUUUGAUGUGCAGCCAUGGGGCGGGUCAUUUUCCGACCCUUUCUCAACGGAGGCUACUGAUUUGCCCGGCGAACUGAGCUUUGCGGUGCGCGAUCUGUCGGAUGAAGAAAUCGACAAGUGCGUCAAUCCUGACUCUUUGGAAGCGUUGGACUUUUUGCGAUUGAGCUACAAGGUGCCGUCUGAGCUGAGGUUUGUCCUAACGCCACUGAUCCUGAUGCAAUACGAUCGCGUCUUCAAGCUUAUGCUGCGCGUGCUGCGUCUGGUGUUUGUGACAGAUCAGCUGUGGCGAGAGGCCAUGCUCGAACGCGAUGACAAUGAACCUGGAUACCGGUUCGUGAGGGAGUCACGGCACUUUGUGGCCAGCGUCGCGUCAUACUUUCUGGAUGUUGGUGUGGCUUUGCCUUGGCAGGCUUUCGAAAAGAGACUGGACAAGAUGGAGUCAUCGCUCGAGAAGCAGCCUACGGACGGCUUGGAGAGUCCAGAAAAAUUGCGCGAGGUGCACAGUGCCGUCCUCAAUGUGGUGUCGCAGUCGCUGUUCCUUCGCAAACGGCAAAAGGGGGUCCUACAGCUUCUGGAAGAGGUGUUCACGAUUGUGCUGCAGUACGCGAAGCUCAGGCGACAACAUAACAAAAAGGGGGCUGCUGACGCCGCCGUGUCUUCUGCAAUGCUCUACAAGCAGUUUAAGAAAAAGGUACAGGUAUUUGGAACUGUUUGUCGUGGCAUGGCUGAAAAGGCGCGCGUUGACAAAGGGAGGGAAGAGGACAGGGAGCUUGGGCUCGAGGGGCUGGGCGACGACACGAUGGUAUCGCAUCUUCUUUUGAAGCUUGAUAUCAAUGGAUUUUACGGCGCGCAUUAG